UUCUUGCCUGGAGAUUCCCUUGGACUGAGGAGCCUGGGACGGCUGACGUUCCAGGAUGUGGCCAUAGACUUCACUCAAGAGGAGUGUGAAUGCCUGGACCUCGGUCAGCGGGACUUGUACAGGGACGUGAUGUUAGAGAACUACAGGAACCUGGCCUCCUUGGGACUUGUAGUCUCUGGGCUGAAUCUGGUCACCUUUCUGGAGCAAUUGAACGACCCCAGGAGUAUAAGGAGAGUGGAGACAGCAGCCAUACACCCAGGUGUGUCUCCACAAGACACCUGUGAUUUGAUGCCAGAGAAACCAAGGAUAAAAGAUUUCUAUCCAAAAACAAACCUAGGAAUAUAUGAAAGAUUUCACCUCAGAAAUUUCAAUUUAAUAAAACACUGGGAAUAUACGAGGGCAUAUGAAAGACAGACAUGUUUAUAUGGACAUAAAGAAAUUGAGACAGUGACACAUGAGGCAAACAUUAGUGCAAAAAGAAAUGAGCAACAUGUGUCACAUUGUGGAAAACGCCAAUUUCAGUCUUCAAUAUCUGCUGAGAAGUUUCAAAUUAGUAAACAUCACCGAAUUCAUAUGGGGGAGAAGCGUUAUAAGUGUACAGAAUGUAGGAAGACCUUCAUGAACAGUUCUGCUCUUACUAGACAUCAGCGAAUUCAUACUGGGGAGAGACCGUAUAAGUGUAUAGAAUGUGGCAAAGGCUUUAAUGACAAAUCAAAACACACUAAACAUCUGCGGGUUCAUACUGGAGAGAAACCUUAUAAAUGUACAGGAUGUGGCAAAGCCUUCAAUCACAAAUCAAUUCUGACUAAUCAUCUGCGAGUUCAUACUGGAGAGACCUUAUAA
Molecule: messenger RNA, 843 nt
Organism: Cervus elaphus (red deer)
Lineage: Eukaryota; Metazoa; Chordata; Mammalia; Artiodactyla; Cervidae
Product: zinc finger protein 479-like
Exons: 5
Biological process (GO): regulation of DNA-templated transcription
Source: RefSeq, a predicted model, not a curated record